This is a messenger RNA of Athene cunicularia (burrowing owl), 1898 nucleotides long. RefSeq names its product mediator complex subunit 22 (gene MED22). Gene Ontology annotation, biological process: regulation of transcription by RNA polymerase II. Lineage: Eukaryota; Metazoa; Chordata; Aves; Strigiformes; Strigidae. Bases 29 to 451 code for a protein of 140 amino acids. The transcript is spliced from 3 exons. Gene Ontology annotation, molecular function: transcription coregulator activity. Gene Ontology annotation, cellular component: mediator complex. The record is from RefSeq and is a predicted model, not a curated record.
CGAGCGGGGCGGGAGGGCGGCGGCCGCCAUGGCGCAGCAGCGGGUGCUGCCGCAGAGCAAGGAGACGCUGCUGCAGUCCUACAACAAGCGCCUCAAGGACGAUGUCAAGUCUAUCAUGGACAACUUCACUGAAAUCAUUAAGACGGCCAAGAUUGAGGAUGAAACUCAAGUCUCACGAGCAACCCAGGGUGAACAAGAUAACUAUGAGAUGCAUGUCAGAGCUGCAAACAUUGUCCGAGCUGGUGAGUCCCUGAUGAAACUUGUGUCUGACCUGAAGCAGUUCUUGAUCCUCAAUGAUUUCCCCUCUGUGAAUGAAGCUAUCAACCAGCGCAACCAGCAGCUGAGAAGCUUGCAGGAGGAAUGUGACAAAAAGUUGAUUGCGCUACGGGAUGAGAUCUCCAUUGACCUGUACGAGCUAGAAGAAGAAUAUUACUCUUCCAGGUACAAAUAGGGUAGUGGACAUCCACCUUACGACUUCAGCCCUUUUGGGGUAGUUAGUCCAGCAAACAAGUAGUCCUUAGAGUAUAGGUCUUGAGAAUGUUCCCAACAAAAUUUCACUCCUGUUUUUAAUUAGGCCAAACUUUUUCUGCAACUGAAGCAAAUGCCUUUUCCUUGUAGAUACCCUCCAGGGUAUAGAUGUCAUGGUGCAGGAAGUAUUCACAGCAUCCAACUCUAGGUGCCUGCUUUAGUCGGCUACUUUUGACAGGUGAUUUGCUCCCUUUGUAGUCACUGUGAAAGGAGAUGAAUUUCCUUGGGGGUGAAGGCUUCUGUCUGAGUAUCCCUCUGGAGGAGCCUCUAUUUCUCUCCUUAGAGAGAGUAGCUUGCUGACCUGAGUCCUAAUGUUUGAUGAGAUCACCACGUCUUCGUGGUGAGUUCUUUCACAAGUGACCUGGUUGCACAGUGCCUUUUCCCUUGCAGUCCACUGCCCCCAGCUGCCUGCAGGCCUGUCGGCGUGGACAUUAGAAAUGAGCAAAAAGGACUUGCUGUUUUAUUGAAUUACAAAGUAUUGUGAUAGGAUUUUUUAUGGAAUAUUGACUUAUUACUGAUUUGUUGAUGGGAUUUUUAAAUAUUUUAAAAAUUUACGUAGAAAACAGGCUUCAGAGAAUUCAGACACUUUAUUUUUUAAUUUUAUUUUCUGUCAUGCACUCCAGCACUUCUAGUGCCUGCAUGCACUCCAGCACUUCCAUCCACUUCUAGUGGAUGAUGCAGUAAAUGAAAGCACGAGAAAGCAAAUAAGAACCUGGUUAUUUUGGCUGCACUGUCCAAGCUAAGUGAAGUCAGUCCAGUAAUGCUGUGACUUCUAAACAGAAGCUUAACUUUUGGAAAUCUUAUUUAGAAUUUUAAUGACCAGGUUUUCUAUUUUUGCCUUUCCUUUCUUUCUAAAAAUGCUGAAUGCCCAUAACCCCAGCUAAGUCAACUAAAACCCUGGUUGCUCAAUAUCUUUGGAUAUCGUUAGGCCAUUAUUUAUGAGUAAUAUAUGUAUUUUAACAGUAAAAAGAUACCGAUAUGACAUAGCUUAAGAACUGCUACAACAUUGGAAGAAAACUAGAUGUAAAAGUUUACAGUUGUUUUUCAAACUUUACUUAGUUUUUCUGGGGUGGUGGCAAGGGAUCCUUGAAAUAUCUCAGAAAUGAAGAGUGAUGGUCGCAAACCCAAGCACCAGGCCCUGACAGGUCGGGGGUGCAUCCACUGCACAGGCUGCGUAGAGCACAGCAGGGAGCUGUAUGCAGAGCAAUGCGGUGUGGGAUGAGAGUGCCUCAUGUGUGCCAGACGUGCAUCUCACGCUGUCACCAGACUGCCGUCACCGUGUUGUCAGCACCUUUAACUUCUGGAUGUUUUGCUGAUUAAGGAAACCAAUUAAACUCAGACACCAGAGUGAAAAGAGUAGGUGUAUUUUA